GGGCCCGUGCGUGUCUUGUGAGAGCUCUUGAACCAAGUGAGAGCUCGAGUGUGCUGGGCGGUUGGGAACGGAGGCUGCUGCUGCUGCGGGUGACUCAGGGAGGCGGGGGAGGAGCCCUUCCUGCCGGCGUGGAAACCAUGGUGCUCACGCUCGGAGAAAGUUGGCCAGUAUUGGUGGGCAAGCGAUUCCUCAGUGUGUCCGCGUCCGACGGCGGCCACGACAGCUGGGACGUGGAGCGCGUCGCUGAGUGGCCCUGGCUCUCGGGGACCAUACGAGCUGUUUCUCACCCCGACGUUACCAAGAAGGAUCUGAAGGUGUGUGUGGAGUUUGAUGGUGAAUCUUGGAGGAAGAGAAAAUGGAUAGAUGUCUACAGUCUUCUAAGGAGAGCUUUCUUAGUAGAGCAUAACUUGGUUUUAGCUGAACGAAAGUCACCUGAAAUUUCGGAACAGAUUAUUCAGUGGCCUGCAAUAAUGUACAAACCUCUGUUGGAUAAAGCUGGCUUGGGAUCCAUAACUUCUGUUCGCUUCCUAGGAGAUCAACAGAGCAUAUUUGUUUCCAAAGAUCUUCUGAAGCCUAUCCAGGAUGUAAACAGUCUUCGGCUUUCCCUUACUGAUAAUCAGAUGGUCAGUAAAGAAUUUCAAGCUUUGAUUAUAAAACAUCUAGAUGAAAGCCAUCUCUUACAAGGUGACAAGAACCUAGUUGGUUCAGAAGUAAAAAUUUAUAGCUUGGACCCAUCUACUCAGUGGUUUUCAGCAACUGUUGUAAAUGGAAACCCAGCAUCAAAAACUCUUCAAGUCAACUGUGAGGAGAUUCCAGCACUGAAAAUUGUAGAUCCAGCACUGAUUCAUGUUGAAGUUGUACAUGAUAACUUUGUGACAUGUGGUAGUUCCACAAGAGUUGGAGCUGUAAAACGCAAAUCUUCUGAGAAUAAUGGAAGCAUGGUGUCCAAACAAGCAAAAUCUUGUGCUGAGGCCUCUCCCAGUGCAUGUCCUGUGCAGUCUGUACCCACAACAGUUUUUAAGGAGAUCCUGCUUGGCUGUACUGCAGCAACUCCAUCUAGUAAGGACCCAAGACAGCAGAGUACUCCCCAGGCGGCCAACUCUCCACCUAACCUUGGAGCAAAAACUCCUCAAGGAUGUCAUAAGCAGAGUUUGCCAGAAGAACUUUCUUCCUGUCUAAACACAAAGACAGAAAUACUGAGAACAAAAGCAGAUGUCUGCAAAGCAGGGCUGCUCUCUUCAAAAUCUUCUCAGCUUGGCACUGGAGACUUGAAAGUUCUGAAUGAGCCCCAGGGUAGCUGCAGCCAGCCUAAGGCAAACCCUGAUGAGGAGAAUAGAUUGGAGUCUGGUCUACAGCCAGUGACGGGCCUUCCUAAGGAGUGCUUUCCUGCAGCGGCUUCAUCUAAGACAGAACUGGAAGUUGCUAGGUCGCCUGAACUGCAAAAGCACCUAGAACACAGACCUUCCACAUCUGAUGUCCUUUCAAAUAAGCCAGAAGUGAAAGCAGGUGCCAGCAGCCCUUUUAAUUGUGCAGAAAGAAAGGUAGAACCUUGUAGUUUUGGUUGCCAGUCACAGAAUUUAAAGGAGACUUCAAUAAAAGUAAAUAAUGAAAGCUGUUGUACAAGAAGCAGCAAUAAAAUCCUGAACCCCCCAGCCCGGAAGUCAGUUUUGACAGACCCAGAUAAACUCAAGAAGCUGCAACAGAGUGGCGAGGCCUUCGUUCAGGAUGACUCCUGCGUGAACAUUGUAGCCCAGCUGCCCAAGUGCCGGGAGUGUCGCCUGGAUAGCCUGCGCAAGGAUAAGGAGCUGCAGAAGGACUCCCCCGUGUUCUGCCGCUUCUUUCACUUCAGAAGGUUAAAAUUCAAUAAACAUGGUGUAUUACGUGUAGAAGGCUUCUUAACACCAAACAAGUAUGACAGUGAAGCAAUUGGCUUGUGGCUACCUUUGACCAAAAAUGUUACAGGAACUGAUUUGGACACAGCAAAAUAUAUCUUGGCCAACAUUGGAGACCACUUCUGUCAAAUGGUGAUUUCUGAAAAGGAAGCUAUGUCAACUAUUGAGCCACACAGGCAAGUUGCUUGGAAGCGGGCUGUCAAAGGUGUUCGAGAAAUGUGUGAUGUGUGUGACACCACGAUCUUCAACCUGCACUGGGUGUGCCCUCGGUGUGGGUUUGGAGUGUGUGUGGAUUGCUACCGAAUGAAGAAGAAGAACUGCCAACAGGGUGCCGCCUACAAGACUUUUGCUUGGCUAAGGUGUGUGAAGAGUCAGAUACAUGAACCUGAGAACCUAAUGCCCACGCAGAUCAUUCCUGGCAAAGCACUGUAUGAUGUUGGAGACAUUGUGCAUUCUGUAAGAGUAAAAUGGGGAAUAAAGGCAAAUUGUCCCUGCUCAAACAGGCAAUUCAAACUCUUUUCAAAACCAGUCUCAAAGGAAGACCUGAAACAGACAUCCUUAGCUGGAGAAAAACCGACUCUUGGGCCCAUGCUGCAGCAGAGUCCGACAGUGCUGGAGCCCACGGCUGUGGGUGGAGAAGCAGCAUCCAAGCCAGCCAGCAGUGUGAAGCUGGCAUGUCCAGCUAGCACGUCACCCUUAAACUGGCUGGCUGACCUGACCAGCGGGAAUGUCAAUAAAGAAAACAAAGAAAAACAGCCAACAAUGCCAAUUUUAAAGAAUGAAAUAAAAUGCCUUCCACCUCUUCCCCCUCUGAGCAAAUCCACCACAGUCCUCCACACCUUCAACAGCACAAUUUUGACACCUGUUAGCAACAAUUCUGGUUUCCUCCGAAAUCUUCUGAACUCUUCUACAGGAAAGACAGAAAAUGGGCUCAAAAACACACCCAAAAUCCUUGAUGACAUCUUUGCCUCUUUGGUGCAAAACAAGACUUCCUCUGAGUUACCUAAGAAGCCUCAAGGACUGACGAUCAAGCCCAGCAUUCUGGGCUUUGACACUCCGCAUUACUGGCUGUGUGAUAAUCGCUUGCUGUGCUUGCAAGAUCCUAACAACAAGAGCAACUGGAAUGUGUUUAGGGAAUGCUGGAAACAAGGCCAGCCAGUGAUGGUGUCAGGAGUACAUCAUAAAUUGAACACUGAACUUUGGAAACCUGAAUCCUUCAGGAAAGAGUUUGGUGAGCAGGAAGUGGACCUGGUUAAUUGCAGGACCAAUGAAAUCAUCACAGGAGCCACAGUAGGAGACUUCUGGGAUGGAUUUGAAGAUGUUCCUAAUCGUUUAAAAAAUGAAAAAGAACCAAUGGUAUUGAAACUUAAGGACUGGCCACCAGGAGAAGAUUUUAGAGAUAUGAUGCCCUCUAGAUUUGAUGAUCUCAUGGCCAACAUUCCAUUGCCCGAGUACACGAGGCGAGAUGGCAAACUGAACUUGGCCUCUAGACUGCCAAACUACUUUGUUCGGCCAGAUCUGGGUCCCAAGAUGUACAAUGCUUACGGCUUAAUCACUCCAGAAGAUCGGAAAUAUGGAACAACAAAUCUUCACUUAGAUGUAUCUGAUGCAGCCAAUGUCAUGGUUUAUGUGGGAAUUCCCAAAGGGCAGUGCGAGCAAGAAGAAGAAGUCCUCAGAACCAUCCAAGAUGGAGAUUCUGAUGAGCUUACAAUAAAACGAUUUAUUGAAGGAAAGGAGAAACCUGGAGCCCUCUGGCACAUAUAUGCUGCUAAGGACACAGAAAAGAUAAGAGAAUUCCUUAAAAAGGUAUCAGAGGAGCAGGGCCAAGAAAACCCUGCAGACCAUGACCCUAUUCAUGACCAGAGCUGGUAUUUGGACCGGUCACUAAGAAAGCGCCUUCAUCAAGAAUAUGGAGUUCAAGGCUGGGCUAUUGUACAGUUUCUUGGGGAUGUGGUGUUUAUCCCAGCAGGAGCUCCACAUCAGGUUCAUAAUUUAUAUAGCUGUAUCAAAGUGGCUGAAGACUUUGUGUCUCCAGAGCAUGUUAAACACUGCUUCUGGCUUACUCAGGAAUUUCGUUAUCUGUCACAGACUCAUACCAACCAUGAAGAUAAAUUGCAGGUGAAGAAUGUUAUCUACCAUGCAGUGAAAGAUGCAGUUGCUAUGCUGAAAGCCAGUGAAUCUAAUUUGGGCAAAUUUUAAUCCCUCCCUGCACAUUGGAAAUGAAUCAUUGGCAGCUGUUCAAACUCUUCAGGCAGGAUUCCUGUGGACUUUGAGAUUUCAUGUUACCUCAUCUUCUUUUUUAAACUCUACCCGACUUGUGAGGGUACUCUGCUAAUGUAUAUUUUUAGUGUUUACAGACACUAAGUGUGUAUAUGUCGGAACUAUUUACAGACCAUGCAUCCUUAUACUGUGACUUCUCACUUAGUGCAGAUCUUUAUCAAGCUGUCAAAACAAAAACCUCUUAGCAGCUCUGGAACAAUACCUUCAGUUAUUCCCCAGCUGUUUGUUUAGACAGCCUUAGUCAAAUGGGUUUAUAACUUAAUAGGAAUAUGACAUGGUUUAAUUGGAUUUUAUUUUGUCUUAUGUCUGUCCUAGCACCCUCCCUUCCUAUUAGGGCAGAAGAGCAGUGGAGGAAGUGGCAGCCGAUGAUGCAGUUCUUCAUGUAAUACAGAGGACUGCCAUCACAGAGCAGAAGCCAACUACUGUACAAUUCUUUGGGGUUAACCAUCUGUAGUUAAAUGAAAUUUUAAUUUAACUUUAAUGAGCUUUGCUAAUUUUAAGUGUUAAGCAUUUUGCAUUAAAAUAUUCAUAUAAUA
This is a messenger RNA of Jaculus jaculus (lesser Egyptian jerboa), 4708 nucleotides long. RefSeq names its product lysine demethylase 3A (gene Kdm3a). Gene Ontology annotation, biological process: regulation of transcription by RNA polymerase II. Gene Ontology annotation, cellular component: histone deacetylase complex; chromatin. The record is from RefSeq and is a predicted model, not a curated record. The coding region runs from base 138 to 4091 and encodes 1317 amino acids. Lineage: Eukaryota; Metazoa; Chordata; Mammalia; Rodentia; Dipodidae. Gene Ontology annotation, molecular function: chromatin DNA binding; transcription coregulator activity; histone H3K9 demethylase activity. The transcript is spliced from 26 exons.